AUGCCUCUCGACCGGAUCAAGCUGCCGGUCAUGUUUGGCACACCCGACAAUUUCCGCACUGAAAAGCUGACCUUUGAUUUCGCGGACUUUGAGACGGUGUACAUUGUGAUUUUAGGCCACCCAAUGCUGGGCAAGUUCAUGGUGGUAGUUCACUAUGCUUACCAAAUGCUCAAGAUCCUGGGUCUUAAGGGGGCCAUUAUAGUUAAAGGGGAUCAGCGCGCAGUGGUCAAAUGCGAUAAGCAAAGCCUGGAUAUGGUCGAACACUUCGGUCGAGUGGCUAUCAUCCCCAAGGACGCAAAUUCUAAGCGUCAAAGGCACCAAGAUGUCGCCGAGGCCAAAAACUCUAGGCUAGUAAGUCUUGCUAGCACCUCUGAGUCUAACGACGCCAAAGGUAAGAUCAACGAUGGCGUCAACGAUAAGAAGAUUGGUGGUUGCGUAAAGGCAGUGCCCCUUGACCCUUCUGAACCAUCUAAGACGGUUAAAAUCGCGGCCAAUCUUGACCCCAAAUAG
This is a messenger RNA of Phragmites australis (common reed), 510 nucleotides long. RefSeq lists its product as uncharacterized. Lineage: Eukaryota; Viridiplantae; Streptophyta; Magnoliopsida; Poales; Poaceae. Bases 1 to 510 code for a protein of 169 amino acids. The record is from RefSeq and is a predicted model, not a curated record. The transcript has a single exon.